Messenger RNA from Triplophysa dalaica, 3385 nucleotides. Its product is annotated as CCN family member 1. The record is from RefSeq and is a predicted model, not a curated record. The transcript is spliced from 5 exons. The coding region runs from base 84 to 1238 and encodes 384 amino acids. Lineage: Eukaryota; Metazoa; Chordata; Actinopteri; Cypriniformes; Nemacheilidae. Gene Ontology annotation, biological process: signal transduction. Gene Ontology annotation, molecular function: protein binding. Gene Ontology annotation, cellular component: extracellular region.
CGCGCUCACAGGAAUAAACGCGUUUACCGUUUUAAUAAAACCCAUUUGAACCUCAAACUGGAAUUUAUUGCUUUAUUUCGAAGAUGAAGAAUUUAAUGUGUCUGAUGAUAUUUAUCAUAAUCAGCUUCAGUUCGGUGAAAGCCGGGUGUCCCGGCGUGUGCGAGUGCCCGGCGGAGCGUCCCGUGUGCCCGCCGGGCGUGAGCGCCGUACCUGACGGCUGUGGCUGUUGUAAGGUGUGCGCCGCUCAGCUGAACGAUGACUGUCACACGGGACGACCGUGCGACCAUCACAAGGGUCUGGAGUGUAACUAUGGAAACGACGUGGCCAGUCUCCACGGAAUCUGCAGGGCCAAACAUGAAGGGCGCUCAUGUGAAUAUAACGGCCGGAUGUAUCAGAACGGUCAGAGCUUCCGCGCUGGUUGUAAACAUCAGUGCAUCUGUAUCGACGGAGCCGUCGGCUGCGCACCUCUUUGCACCACUGAUAUUCCUGUCUCCACGCCCUCUUGCCCCGCCCCCCGUUUGGUCAAAGUGCCAGGCCAGUGCUGCCCCAGCGUAGACUGUCACAGCCAAUCCUCCAUCCUGCCGCCCGUCUUCAGACGUCCACAGCCACCUCCGUACCUGUUCCCAGACCUGCACACCUUUAAAAACCCUGGACCGAAGCCAUACCCCUACAGACCCAAAAACUCACUGAGCAAUGAACUGAUGGAGGUGGACAAAAAGUGGGAAACACCACGCAGUCGAAAGCACCUGACAGCAUGGAAGCAAGCUGGGCGGCAAUGCAUCGUCCAGACGACAAGCUGGACACCUUGUUCUCGAAGCUGUGGGAUGGGGGUGUCCUCUCGGGUCACCAAUGACAACACUCAGUGCAAACUGGUGAAGGAAUCCCGACUCUGCAACGUUCGGCCCUGCAGCUCUGUCGCUGUCCCUGUGAAGAAAGGCAGAAAAUGCUCCCGUACCCAAAAGUCUCCGGAACCUCUCCGUCUACAUCACGCCGGCUGCCGGAGCGCUCAGCUGUAUCAGCUCAACUACUGCGGCAUGUGCGUGGACGGCCGAUGCUGCUCGCCUCGCCGCACCAGGACAGCCCCUGUGCUCUUCACCUGUCCCUCCGGCGAGCGCUUCGAGAGGGCCGUCAUGUUCGUUCAGUCCUGCAAAUGCAACGACGAAUGCGGCCACCUGAACGACGCGGCCCUGCCUCCCCAGCGCUGGCUCUACGGCGACACGCAUAAGUUCAUCGAUUAGCACCUGGUUUCUGGAAGCCCCCGCCCUGCCCCGUCCCAGCAGAUCCCCAAUAGAGUAGCGUUUCUAACUGUAACCGAGUAGACGCUAGACCAGGGCCUUCAACUGGAAUCCACAUGGAGAAGGGGCCCUUUUGGUUUCCAAAUCCUUUGCCCAGGAGUGGAUCGGAGCUUUAGAAUAGACGCCCUUCCUGAUGGACAUCGCCGAAGGUUGUUGAACCCGGGUCGUGAAUAUAUAGGAAUGAAUUUUAUGAUUGGCUAGCCCUCACCAUGAGCAGGGAUGCAUUCUGGGGCAUCUGCACAGGUGGACACGUGUAAACUUGUGCUGGUCGUCAUGUGGACAUUAAGCAUGUUCUUUGUCAUUACUCAUCAUUGGAGGAACAUAAGAGGAGCAGAAACACUCGGGACUAACAUCCGGCAAAAUACAGAGGUAAAUUGACAAGUCUCUGGACGUAAUCCAGGGUUUACCAUGGAGAUAUUGAUUUGGCUCCGUUACUCUCCCUUGAGUCCCAAACAUGAUGUCUUGACUGGAUUUGUACUGUGGGACAUCAAUUUACUGAGGGACAUUGGCCAAGCGCCACAGCACCCUGGCGUCAACACGCCAACUCCCCAACACCGAGCUAAUUACAAAUCGUGUGCAGGAAGGGAACUCAGUGACCCUCUGGCUGGCAAUAAAAAUAUGUUAAAAACACCAGCAUCUGAUGUAAACAUGUAAUUUGAAAGUAAUGGGUGGAACGUUCUCUCAAACGCUGCUCUGUAAUCUGCAAUGUGAUGCUCGUGUCUCGGGCGAAUGGUGUUUUACGACCCGUCUCUAUUUCUGCCUGCUGGCACUAGUACAUGAGAUGAUGGGGGUGACGUCAUCUGAGUCGGAACGAGGGUUUGAUCAGACAUUGAAAGCCACGUUGACUUGGGGUUAAGGUCAAAAACUGAUUUUGUUCCAAGAUACAAAUAAACAUUUCUAAAAAAAGGUAGAUCCAUUUUGUACACAAUCAGGUCACACAAUAAUGCCAGACUUGGAGUCAUGCCAAAGGAGUCAAUCCUCUAGUUCAGACCCCUCUAGCGUCAAACUAUAUGUGACCCUGGAUCACAAAACCAGUUUUAGGUACCACGGGAACAUUUUUAGUGAAAGGACAAAAAUAAAUUGAAUGGGUCAAAUUGAUCGAAUUUUCUUUUAUGCCAAAAAUCAUUAGUAUAUUAAGGAAUGUAUCUUCCAUGAAAGUAUAUUCCGUGAAGAUUUUGUGUAAAUUUCCUGCCUUAAAUAUAUAAAAUCUUUCUUAUUGCGAGUGGAUGGCCUGCUAAAACGCCUCUGAUUAACACCUUCAAAGGCAAUUUGCUUUUAAACUGUUGUAAUUAAUCCAGAUAUUGUCUUAUCCUAACAACCCAUACAUCCAUAGAAAGCUUAAUUAUUCAGCUUUCAGACGAUGUAAAAAUCUCAAUUUCGAGAAAUUUACCCAUAAAACAGUUUUGUUGUCCAAGGUCCCAUAUACAAAUGUUGGUUUGUUGUAAUCCAUAGUUGGCUCAAUUAUACACAAACCCAAGUGAUGGAUAAACUAACUCAAGAAAAUUCAAGAUUCUUGUUGUUCGUGCUCAAAUUCUAAACACACACAUACAAAGGGAUGUAACAAUAUUACCGAUAUCGUGUUAUCUCAAUUGCAAAAUCGUCUCAAUAUUAUCUCGGCCACAUGAUUGUGUGAAACAAAGUUAAAAUGAAAGAACAGAUGAUACCUUUGGCACAGUCCAUCUGAUGAGGUUAUAUUUAAUAAAAAGGAAUUUUAGGUCAUCUGACCCAUCUCAUACUGUAACUCAUACAUCUGAGCAAUUAGGAUUAGAAAAGGGGAUGCUUAUGGCACGUUUCAAAGUCAACAUUGUCAUUUUGCAACAAUACUAUACCGUUGACUUCACACAAGGUAUUAUCGUAGUGAGAUUUAGAUAUUACCACAUCCUUACACAUACACCUAAUGAAGGACUUCAGGAUUAUGAACGCAUGACAGAUUGCUGUAUGUAAUUAAAGGUGUGAAUUAUGUAUACAGAAAAUGACAUCAUUAGCAAAGCUACAAAAGUUAUUUCCAGAUUAAAGUGAUCAUUCUAUCACUGCUGAAGAAAACCACUCAACACCGAUGAAAUAAACUCAUGUCAAUCUGCCUGCAGGUG